Penicillium subrubescens is the source of this 1128-nucleotide messenger RNA. RefSeq lists its product as uncharacterized. The transcript has a single exon. NCBI's taxonomy places the organism in Eukaryota, Fungi, Ascomycota, Eurotiomycetes, Eurotiales, Aspergillaceae. Bases 1 to 1128 code for a protein of 375 amino acids. The record is from RefSeq and is a predicted model, not a curated record. Gene Ontology annotation, molecular function: acetylglucosaminyltransferase activity. Gene Ontology annotation, cellular component: membrane.
AUGCUGCUCAAGGGUCGGGAAGGGGCCAUUCCAGCCUCGUGGGCAUGGAAGAAGAUGGUACGAUACGUUGUCGCAGUCAUUGCCAUCACCUGCUUCGCAGCCCUGCUCUGGCCAUCCUCACCCAAGAAAACAACCUCCGUCGCCCCUACCCGCGCCCACUCCAACAUCACCAUCUCCGCCAACGUGAAAUGCGACCCGGACGCUGAUAUGCUGCACCGUCUGGGCGUCCGCAAAUUAGCCCAAUAUACCCGUCGCGAAGUCGUCGUCGACUUCACAGAGGACCCGCUGCCAAUGAGACAACGGAUUGACACGCCCCUGCUGGAUGUCAAGGUUCGAGGAUCUAGUCACACGAACGAGCUCGGCGAGCCGCAGGACGGCUGCACGAUCCCGGCACCGCUGGCGGUCGUGGCGCCCAAACCACCCAAGAUGGCUGAUGCCUCGCAUAUUGACUUUGGCGUGGCGACCUCGGUGUCCCGAUUGAAUGAGUCCCUGGACCAAUUCGCCCACUGGGCGGGAUACACUCGUACGCGUAUCUUCGCCUUGAUUGAACCUGAAGAGGACAAGAAAAAGGCUGGUAUUGCCUACGUCAAGGCCAAGGCUGAUAACCUCGGCAUUAACCUGAUCGUCAAGGAGUCGGAGGAUGACUAUCUCCACCGGUACUUUGCGCUAGUCGCUCUAUUGGAAGAGAACAUGCGUGAAGGAACACGGUGGGGAUGUAUCAUCGACGACGACACAUUCUUCCUCUCCAUGCCUGCAUUGGUCAAGGCACUGGGUGAAUACGACGACACAAAGCCCAUGUACAUCGGCGGUCUAUCCGAGGGAAUCCCCCAAAUCGCCGUCUUUGGCAUGAUCGCGUUCGGAGGCGCAGGCGUCUUCCUCUCACGACCACUGCUUUCCGAUCUAGCCACCGUCUACGAUCAAUGCGAGCAAAUGACCUAUACCGGUGACCGUCGCAUCGCGAACUGCAUCUACCAAUACACCACUACCCGGUUGACUGUGGAUCACCGCUUACAUCAACUGGAUCUGAUGGAAGAUGCCUCUGGUUUCUUCGAGUCUGGUCGGGAACCCCUCUCUCGGUUCAUCACUGGAAAUCCUGGUUCCACGCCGACAUGCCCAAGCUCAGCGUGA